CGAGACUCCACGUUUUUGAGCUCGGAGUUGACUUAAGCUGCAGCGGGGCUAACUUAAGAGUAAGCUACUGAGAUAAAGGGCACUGUACACCUUCUUACAACUUUCCUGUGGAGGUUUUUUACCGCUGGAAAGCUUUGUUUUUGUGAAAAAACUAACUUAAAUUUCAGUUCCAGUCAAGCGUUUAGUUGUUUGAGAAGGAAAGAAAGCUGAAGAAAGUUUGAGCGAGUGUCGCGCUGGGGAAUUACUCAUUUCUCCCUCAGAGACCUGAAGCAGAGCAGAGCAAAGGAGAGGAGAGGAGAGGGGAGGAGAGGAGAGGAAAGUGACCUGACACUUGAGCCUGCUUUUCACUCACCAAACUCUCAUUUGGGAUUAUUUUCUGGACGUUUUUGGAGACUUUCUACUCAUUCCACGCUUUAUGGACGUCUGACAGGUGGUGGGGUUAAAUCAGUUGAAGAGGAAAAUGAGGAUGUAGGCUGGAGAGCAGGAGGAAUAUGGGAUCUGGGAUCUGGAAUAUGGGAUAUGGCAUGGUGACUGUGAGACAGUAUGAGUACUGAUCUGGGUUCUUGUCUGUGUCCUGGUUGGAGGAGUGUACACCCCUGUAGGCUCUGAUGGAGCUGCAGGCGAUCUGUGGCCUACUCUACUGCUUUCUGCUGCCCACUGCACUGCUGGCAGCUUGUCUGUUGCGCUACAACGCCCUUUCUUUAGUCUACCUUCUGUACCUGCUGCUGCUGCCAUGGUUCACCUGGCCCAACAAACACACAGCAAAAGGACACACAGGGCGAUUCGUCAUUGCUUUGUUCAGCACCAGUCUGCUGUUCCUGCUCGCUCACGUCUCUUUCCAGAUCUGUCUCUACACAGUGCCUGGCCUGGAUGAUGCUCUGGGACACAACUGUAGCACAUGGGAGACUCUGGCGAGGCACAUCGGGGUGUCCAGAUUGUCACCGGACGAUCCCUGGAAUGCCGUGCGUCUCAUUUCCCCCGACCUGGGUGUGUUUAUCAUGUCUCUGAUCACCAUUGUGUUGUGUAAGCGUUUGCUGAAGAGCAGAGAGGAGGGGUCAGAGGCACAUGGCUUCCAUCAAGAGGAGACCCAAACAGAUGAAGAAGAAGAGGAGGAGGAGGAGGAGGAGGAGGAAGAAGGUGAGGGGGAGGAGGAGGAGGAGGACAGGAAGGAGGAAAGGACCCGAGGACCAGCUCAGCUGUGCGCUCGUCUCAGAGCUAUAGCUCAGCGCUUUCUCCACAACAUGGGCAGAGUUUUGGCCGUCACGCUGCUGGGGCUGGCCGGUAUCACAUUGCCCUCGGCUUUCUCCUCCAUCUACUUCCUGCUCUUCAUCAUUGUGUGUACCUGGUGGGCCUGCCACCUUCCCAUCAGCCACCUGGGCUUCAACGCACUGUGUGUCAUGGUGGGCUUGUUCACAGCGGGGCACUUGGUGUGUUUGUACUUGUACCAGAGUACAGUGGCACAGAGCUUCCUCACCCCGAGCAGUCUGUGGGCCAGGCUUUUUGGCCUUAAGAAUAUCGUUAGCCCUUUUAAUUGCUCCUCCCACUCCGAUGACCUCAUAUUCAACACACAGCAUGAUUGGCCCGUGUACAUCAAUCCAGGCAUCCUCUUUCUUCUCUACAUCACCGUAGUAACAGUCCUGAAGAUCAGCAGUCAUGGUUACCUAGAAAAGAACGAGGGUGUGGGCGAGGAGGUGGAGCUAAUGCCGUGGGGGGCGGGCCGAAUAACCCCUGAAGAUGACACUAAGCGAAUGUUGCUGGCUACAGGUGAAAGUCCUGGGCAGGAAACAGACACCAACGAAGCCAAAGCCCACGGCACUAACGGUUCUAGUCAACCUGACCUCGGUCCCAGCGCAGAGACAGUGCAGCAGCAGCAGCAACAACAGGACAGCCCGAUACGAUUAGUGGGGAGGAUGAUCAUGCAGCAGAGUUACAUCAGUGCUCUCAUCGCCAUGAUGGUAUGGAGUAUCACCUACCACAGCUGGUUGACAUUUGUGCUGCUGUUAUGGGCGUGUGUGAUCUGGAUGCUGCGAGCACGCCGCAACUUCGCCAUGCUCUGCUCACCCUUCAUCCUGCUGUAUGGUCUUGGCCUCUGCAGCCUGCACUACGUCUGGGCCAUGGACCUGGAGCCCGAACUGCCAAAGCACUUGGGCUCCAUGAGCCUGAGACAGAUGGGACUUGACCGAGCGCCUUACCCCUGCCUACGCCUGGGAGCCAUGCUGCUUUUUACGCUGACAUUCUGGCUGCUUUUACGACACUCAGUAAAGGAUAAGUUUGGAAGGAAGAAGAAGCAGAGCGCCCCACUUGAGGAGGUCACCACUGGAGAGAGCAUGGGCCAUGAUGACUCCAUCCUGAAGCUGCUGGGAAGGGUGGUGAUGAGUCUUUAUGCUAAGUAUUGGAUCUACGUAUGUGGAGGAAUGUUCAUCAUGGUCAGCUUUGCUGGGAGGCUGGUGGGCUACAAGAUCGUCUACAUGCUGCUGUUUCUGCUCUGCAUGUGUCUCUACCAGGUGUACUACUCUUUAUGGAGGAGGCUACUAAAGCCAUUCUGGUGGUUGGUGGUGGCCUACACCAUGUUGGUUCUCAUUGCUAUCUACACCUACCAGUUUGAGGACUUCCCAGACUACUGGAAGAACUUCACUGGCUUCACAGAGGAUCAACUUGCAGAUAUCGGCCUCGAGACGUUUAAGCUAUCUGAGUUGUUCAGCAGUAUUCUGAUUCCUGGCUUCUUCCUGUUGGCCUGCAUCCUGCAGCUGCACUACUUCCACAAGUCAUUCAUGAAGAUCACAGACCUGGAGCACGUCACACCUCUGCACAGAAAGAGAUCUGCCCUAAAGACGGAGGGAGGCGGCUUUGAGGAGGAAGAUCCGACUACAGAGCUGGGAGAUGAUGAGUCAGAAGAUGGAGUGAUGGUGCCCAGUAAGUGGGGGCUGGUGAUGGACAGACUCAUGGUGCUGUGUCGGAAGUUCUUCGACAUCCUCACCCACGUUCAGGUUUUUCUCUGGCGUGUCCUGGAGCUCCACGUCCUCAAAAUUGUUGCUCUGUUUGUCAUCUGGGUGGCGCUUGCAGAGCCGUCUGUGAUGAACUUGGUGUUGGUGGUACUGUGGUCGUUUGCGAUGCCCUUCGCCCGUUUCAGACCCUUGGCCUCCUGUCUUUCCACCAUCUGGGUCUGCGUCAUCAUCGUCUGCAAGAUGCUCUACCAGCUCAGCAUUGUCAAACCCGAGGAGUACUCCAACAACUGUACAGUGCCUCUGACCAAUGAGACGAGUCUGAACACUGAUGAGAUCCUGAACUCCAUACUUUACAAAGCCCCUGUAGAUCCAGCCAAUUGGUUUGGCUUUAGGAAGGAUGCCACUGCUUUAGGCUACAGUAAGAACCAUCUGCUGGUGCUGCUGCUGCUGGUGUUUGAGGCGACUGUGUACCGGCACCAGAUCCAUCACUACAAGCAGAUACAGCGUUCUCCUCCCUCCAUCCCGGCUAUCUUCCCACAAUCCACACGUGACAAACUGGACGAGGGCCUGUUGCCCUGCAUCAGAUACCUGCUCAACUUCAGCUUCUUCAAGUUCGGCCUUGAGAUCUGCUUCCUGAUGACUGUGAAUGCGAUUGGCCAGCGCAUGAACUUCCUGGUCAUUAUCCACGGAUGCUGGUUGGUCGCCAUCAUGGUGCGUCGUCGCCGCGAGGCCAUCGCUCAGAUCUGGUCUAAAUACUGCAUCUUCCUGCUCAUCUUCAUGAUCUAUCAGUACAUCCUGUGUGUGGGAAUGCCUCCUGCUCUCUGUAUCGACUACCCGUGGAGAUGGAAAAGCUCAGUCACCAUCAACUCAGCUCUGAUUAAAUGGAUCUACCUGCCUGAUUUCUACACCACCCCCAACUCCAAGAACCUGAUUGCGGACUUCCUGCUGCUAAUGUGUGCCUCACUGCAGUGGACGGUUUUCGAGAACGAGAAGAAAGAGGAAUGGAUGGUGAUGGGAGGAGAGAAUAAGGACAACCCUGACCCCAUGGAGGACAUGCUGUUUAACCCAGCUCCUAAUUUCAUCAACUGCAGAUCUUACCUGGACAUGGCGAAAGUCGUAGUGUUCCGCUACAUGUUCUGGUUUGUGUUGGCCGUCGUGUUUGUGACAGGCUCCACGCGGAUCAGCGUGUUCGGUCUGGGCUAUCUUCUGGCCUGCUUUUUCUUCCUGCUGUAUGGUAGGCGGCUGAUGAUCAAACCCUCCCGUACACGUUUGCUCAUGUGGGACUGCCUCAUCAUCUACAAUGUAGGAGUCAUCAUCGCCAAGAAUGCACUGUCUAUCCUGGCCUGUGUGUUUGUGGCUGAGAUGCAGUCACGUUUCUGCUGGGUGAUCCAGCUCUUCAGUCUCGUCUGUACAGUCAAAGGCUACUAUGACCCCACAUCCCUGAGUGAUAAGGAGUGCAGUUUGCCUGUUGAGGAGGCAGGCAUCAUCUGGGACAGCAUCUGCUUCUUCUUCCUCCUGCUGCAGAGGAGAGUCUUCCUCAGCUUCUACUUUGUGCAUGUGACUGCAGAUCUGCAGGCUUCUGGGCAACAGGCAUCACGGGGUUUCGAGCUGUUCAAUGCCAGCAUUAUAAAGAAUGUGCGUUUUUAUCAGCAGGCCGAGAAAAAAUCCAUUCAGCAGCUGAAGAGCUCGAUGAAGCGAAUCCGCGACAAGCAGCAGCGCUAUAAAGAGGGACGGAAGCUAUCUGAAAAAGAGCAGCAGCCAUCAGAGUCUCAGGAAGAGAGGAAGGAGAGGAAGAAGAAAAAAGAGUGGUACCGUCCCUGGAUAGAUCAUGCAACUGUAUUGCAUUCUGGGGAUUACUACCUGUUUGAGUCAGACAGUGAAGAUGAGGAGGUUUUAGAAGAGGAGCAGAAACAUCACAAACAGACUGCAUUUCAGUUGGCAUAUCAGGCAUGGGUGACCAGCGCUAAACAGGUACUAAGAGAGCGGCAACAGAGACAGAAAGAACAGAGACAUGAGAGAGAAAGACAUCUGACUAGCUCACAGGCUUCAGGUGAUGUUGAGGAGGCAGAGCCUGUUUUUGAGGAGGCUAAGGAGGAAGAGGAGGAGGUGGGGGAAGAAGGAAAGGAGUCCGCAGGUUCUGGCAGCGAUACAGUGCAGCGGAUCCUGGAUGUGCUGAAGUUCCUGUGGGUGCUGUGCUUGGCCAUGGUAGACAGCUUCACACUGUGGCUCAACCUGCUCACCAAGCAGUACGUGGACACAUCAACUGUCCUGUGUGAGGAGCGCUACCUGCUCAUCCACAACAUCAGCCAGAGGCCUGCAAGCGAACCCACAGAUGACCAGCUGUCUGAGGCCAGUGAAAGCAUCACUUUGGACACGUGUCUAGAUGAGACUGAUACAGACCUUCUUAACAUCAGCCAUACUGCCAGUGCUGAUGAGCUGGAUGACAUCCUUGAGUCUGAGGAUCCACGAGCCCACAGCAGCAUGACACUGUGCUCCCAGCCCACUAUAGAGCUGGAGUCAGAAACACACUACCUACGACACCAACGGAAAUCCAGAACAGCCAGUGAACUGCUCGCAGACAGGCCUUAUGCUAUUGAGGAGCUGGUACAGAGUCGAGAGUUUUACGCCUCCCUGAACCGACCGCUUAAACUCAUCUUUGCCCUGUGUAACGUCGUGGCUGCGCACUCGGAGCUGGUGUGCUACUUCAUCAUCGUGCUGAACAAUGUGGUCACGGCCUCCGUCAUAUCACUGGUGCUGCCCGUUCUCAUCUUCCUGUGGGCCAUGCUGUCAGUGCCACGGCCCUCUAAGAGGUUCUGGAUGACUGCCAUAGUUUAUACAGAGAUCAUGGUGGUGGUCAAGUAUCUGUUCCAGUUUGGCUUUUUCCCCUGGAACAGUGAAUACGAGAUGAAACUAAACGAGAACAAGCCCUACUUUCCUCCACGGAUCCUCGGCCUGGAGAAAACUGACAACUACAUCCGUUAUGACCUGCUACAGCUGCUGGCCCUUUUCUUCCACCGCUCUCUGCUCCAGCGCUAUGGGCUGUGGGACCAGGAGGGUCCUCUGGAGGAGAAGAGCACAGAGGAGAAAAAAGAGAAAGCUGAAGAGCCGAUAGAGGACGAAGCCGCAGUGCCUGAUGAGGCUGAGCCUGAGACAGACAUAAAGACAGAAACCCAGACUGAGCCUGAGGAGACCCAAACUGCAGAAAUAACACCUGAACCUGAAGAGCCCAAGAAAAAAGGAGGACUUCUGCGCUUCCGCAAAAAGAAAUCCCCAGACAAAGAUGCCACAGCAAAAGAAACCAAGAAGAAGAAGAAGGCCAAGGGCCAGCGCAGAAAGGAAGCCAGUAAAAAGCUAAAGGCUUUUGGAGAAAAACUCAAAGGCUUUUUCAUCUCUGUAGUGAGGAAUACUUAUAAGCCAACACAGACAUUCAUCCACAACAUCCUGCAUACUGAGUACCGAGCUGCCACUGAUGUCUACGCUCUGAUGUUUCUCACUGAUGUGGUGGACUUCAUCGUCAUUGUGUUUGGCUUCUGGGCUUUUGGAAAACAUUCGGCUGCUGCAGACAUCGCCACCACACUUUCAGAUGACCAGGUCCCUGAAGCUUUCCUCGUCAUGCUCCUCAUCCAGUUCAGCACCAUGGUGAUCGACCGGGCUCUCUACCUGCGCAAGGCAGUGCUCGGAAAACUCAUCUUCCAGGUCAUCCUAGUGCUGGGCAUCCACAUCUGGAUGUUCUUCAUCCUGCCUGCAGUCACUGAGAGGAUGUUCAGCCAGAAUUUUGUGGCCCAGCUCUGGUACUUUGUCAAGUGCAUCUACUUCACUCUGUCUGCAUAUCAGAUCCGCUGUGGCUACCCCACUCGCAUCCUUGGAAACUUCCUCACUAAGAAGUACAACCACCUCAACCUCUUUCUUUUCCAAGGUUUCCGCUUGGUUCCCUUCCUGGUGGAACUUCGGGCCGUAAUGGACUGGGUCUGGACCGACACCACUCUGUCUCUCUCUAACUGGAUGUGUGUGGAGGACAUUUAUGCCAACAUCUUCAUCAUAAAGUGCAGUCGAGAGACUGAGAAGAAAUAUCCUCAACCAAAGGGCCAGAAAAAGAAGAAGAUAGUGAAGUAUGGAAUGGGUGGGAUCAUCAUCUUUUUCCUCAUCUGUAUCAUCUGGUUCCCACUACUCUUCAUCUCCUUGGUCAGAUCAGUUGUGGGUGUGGUCAAUCAUCCUGUGGAUGUAACUGUGACAUUCAAGUUGGGAGGUUAUGAGCCCCUGUUUACCAUGAGUGUGCAGCAGCAGUCUAUAAAGCCUUUCACUGAAAAGGAUUAUGACCGAUUAACAGAGCAUUUUGGAAAUAACGCAGUGGCCAUGCAGUUCAUAACGCUGUACAGCUACGAAGACAUCGUAACAGCCAACAUUGAUGGCAGUUCAGGCUCGGUGUGGAGAAUCAGCCCUCCCAGCAGACAGGAAGUGAUUAAGGAGCUGCUGAACAGCCAGGCAAACAUGACACUGCGGCUGGCCUGGAACUUUCAAAGGGACUUGGGGAAGGGUGGAACAGUGGAAAACACUUAUGACAAGCACUCCAUUAGUUUGGAACGUGGAGACCCUGUGAGAGCAGACCUAGCCGCACUGCUGCUGGGAAAUCGCACGGAGCCAGUUCGAGUGCCUCACAUGUUCCCCAACUACAUUAGAGCCCCAAAUGGAGCUGAGGCCAAGCCUGUCAGCCAGCUGUAUGAGAGAGACGAGGAGGGCUAUCAGGACGUGACGCUCUCUCUAAUGAGGGAUGGCUCCCUGAACGGCACCGGGGCUCAGGAGUGGUGGGACAUCAGCAUUGCAGACUGUGAUGCGUCUGCAGGGGCCUGUGGGGUUUUACCCAUGGUCAUCUUUAAUGACAAAGUGAGCCCGCCCAGUCUGGGCUUCCUGGCUGGAUACGGGAUCAUGGGACUAUACGUAUCUGUGGUGCUGGUAAUCGGUAAGUUUGUGCGUGGUUUCUUCAGUGAGAUCUCUCACUCCAUCAUGUUCGAGGAACUGCCGUGCGUCGACCGCAUCCUCAAAUUGUGCACGGACAUCUUCCUGGUGCGCGAGACGGGCGAACUGGAGCUAGAGGAAGAGCUCUACUCCAAACUCAUCUUCCUCUACCGAUCACCAGAGACUAUGAUCAAAUGGACCAGGGAGAAGGACGACAACUAGACUCCCACUUUUCUGACUAAACGGCCUGUUAGCAGCAUCAUUUGGUGCAGGACUGUCCUAUGUAAAGCACUUCCCUUUAGGCCUUUUAGGAUCCUGCUGGUCGAGCGGAGCUUCAGGGUGAAUUCUCAGCUGUGACUUGUGCCAAGUCAUUCAACGGCUGUAACAAUGUUUAAUGAGCACAGAGUCCACAGCAAUUUUAUUCCUAAUGCUGCUGAGCUGUGUUGACAGUGUGUAUGAGACAAAGAGGAAGUUGGGCUCUGAAACUGACACUAGCUGGUGGUUUGUAGAUUUCUGUGCGUUGUGGCUGAGCUGUAUUUGGAAACAUUUCAGACAGCACUUUAGGCCUGAAUAGCCUUACUGUGUGAAUGUGACCUUAUACCUAGUCCCAAUUCUGUCCUGCAAACACUAUUGUAAUGUACUCCUGUUAUAAUGAAAAUUAACCUAAAACUGUUUACAUAUGGAAUGUUUCACACAGGAUGAAAUGUUUAAAAUGGUUAUUUUGGGAAAAGGGAAAAAUUAUGGUAAGUCAAUGACUUGAAGAGUUGAUGCAGAAAAAAGGCUGUUACGUUAAAGGACUGGUUCAUCAAAAAAAAAAAAAAAAAAAAAAAAAGGUUCCCCAAAGUAUCAAUCACAUGUUUUGUGUCAGACAUUUGCCUCUUUAGUUUUGCACUGUAGCUACAACACUGAUGUAGCUAACAAGUAGUACGUUUUUUUUUACUGUUAGCUUUUACUGUGCUUUUUUUACUUAGCUUUCACAAAGUGGAACUAUAACAUCAUCCUUCUGGGCCUGUUCAUGUUUAUAGAUUACAGUACAUCACAGUGUGCUCUAAACCACAUCGCUGAACAGCUGGAUGCAACUUGAAAGACAUAUUUACAGGCAAAAAUUUGGGGUAAAACAGGACUGUUGUUACUUGUUUGCUACUUAGCCUCAUAGCUCCAGUGCAAAACUAACGAAGGAAACAUCAAACAUGUCUUGGCUGACUGACUACUGGGGUAAGAGGGGAGAUUUUUGUUUUUCCGCCAAACUGUUCCUUUACAGCUGUCAUGCUGCAAAGGAAAUGACACUUUAGAUAAAAUUGCUGUCUACUAAACUACCAUGUUGCUUGACCGCAAUGUUUUAUGGACGGUGUCUUUCUACACCUCGUUUUACACAUUUAUUUUCACUAGUCUUAACUGCCAUUUGGCUACAAUUGUGCCAACUAACUAAUCAAUGAUGGCUGGAGGGUUUACUAUACAGGUUAAAUGUCUUUUAAAAGAUCUUUCCUCUUAUAUUUAUUCAUAUUUUCAUAAUUUUCUACUUUCAAAAAUGUGAUUAUUGAAAAUUCUUGGUGACAGACAUUUUUCAAAUUUACCACAUAUCUAAUUAAAAUCAGUGAUGCACAGCUACAUAAUGAUUCCUGCCUUCUUUUACCCUUCAUAAAGCAUUCAGUGGCAGUACAUGCUAUAAAAUUGCUGAAGUAUAUUGCCAUAAUAAAAAGUGAUCAAUAAAACAUCAUGUACUUUCAUAAUAACUGGGUAUGUAAGAACUGGGUUUGCAUUUUAUUCAUUUUAUUCACAGCAAAAUAAAACUGAUAAAAUGGAA
Messenger RNA from Pangasianodon hypophthalmus (striped catfish), 9702 nucleotides. RefSeq names its product piezo-type mechanosensitive ion channel component 1 (gene piezo1). Lineage: Eukaryota; Metazoa; Chordata; Actinopteri; Siluriformes; Pangasiidae. The record is from RefSeq and is a predicted model, not a curated record. The transcript is spliced from 51 exons. Bases 609 to 8120 code for a protein of 2503 amino acids.